AGUGGGAGGAAUAGCGCCCCAUCAUUGGUGUUAGUGGGAGGAAUAGUGCCCCAUCAUUGGUAUCAGUGUGGGAGGAAUAGUGUCCCAACAUUAGUGUCAGUGGGAGGAAUAGUAUCCCAUCAUUGGUGUCAGUGGGGGGUUGGAGGAAUAGUGCCCCAUCGUUGGUGUCAGUGGGGGGGAGGAAAAGUGCCCCAUCGUUGGUGUCAGUGGGGGGGAGGAAUAGUAUCCCAUGAUUGGUGUCAGUGGGGGGUGGAAUAGUGCUCCAUGAUUGGUGUCAGUGGGGGGAGGAAUAGUGCCCAAUCUU
Messenger RNA from Staurois parvus, 304 nucleotides. Lineage: Eukaryota; Metazoa; Chordata; Amphibia; Anura; Ranidae. The record is from the annotation of a GenBank genome assembly.